Halteromyces radiatus is the source of this 1317-nucleotide messenger RNA. RefSeq lists its product as uncharacterized. The record is from RefSeq and is a predicted model, not a curated record. NCBI's taxonomy places the organism in Eukaryota, Fungi, Mucoromycota, Mucoromycetes, Mucorales, Cunninghamellaceae. The transcript has 2 exons. Bases 38 to 1291 code for a protein of 417 amino acids.
UCUCUCUCUCUCUCUUAUUAAUUCUUUAUUUAUUGAAAUGGAAAAUACAACAAAAAACACAAAAGAUAUACCAACACCUGCAUUACAAGAUAAAAACCUUCCUCGUGGAUCUUCCCUUUCUUCUAAUAGUAUUAGAAACAAUAACGACCAUAGAAACAGUAAGGAGGUCAAUAUAUGUAUGAAAUGCCAAGGAACAUUAGAUAACGACAAAGAUCUACAAAUCCGAUCCUUAUACGAAUCAAUAGAAAUUCAUAAGGAACUAGUGGAACAAAGUCAAAGAGAAAGAGAAGAAGCACUGGAACAGCAUGACGAAGCACGUCAAGCAUUACAACAGCAUCAACAACAAUUACAACAAUUACAAUUGGAAAGCCAACAUUUGAAUCAUGAUCUUCAAGUGACAAAACAAGCUUAUCAACGUAUGGAAACCAACUUUUACACACAUAUGUGUGCUAUUCGUGCUACCGAUGAUGAUUUAUCGACGAUUCAACCCGAACUCUGUCAUAUCUUUAGUCAGGUCAACAACUUUUGUAUGGGACUUCGAAGCAAGAUGGAUGAAGUAGCUGGGACUUCUUUUGUCUUGGCACAGUGGCCAGAGAAGGAAGAUUGGAUUAGGCAACAAUGGAUGAACAAAGAAACAACAACAACAACAGAUAACGACAUAGAACAAGAAAAGAAGAAGAUGAAAAAGGAAACCACUAGUUUGGAACCAGCUAUCAUCACAUUAUUUAUUGAAAAGUAUAUUGCCAGUCUAUUGAUCGAUAAGAUUUUGUUGGAACCUAUUCAAUUAGGAGUAUCUAUCAAUCAAGCAUUUGCCCAAUUGGACACAUGGAUGCGAUCUCGACAAAAGAAAGAAUGGUCUACUCGAUUACGACAACAACUCUGUGCCAUGGUGGUUAAGAUGAAAGAUGAUGAAGAAAAAUUAGCUAUGGAAAAGGCUCAAACUGAUUUGGUACAAACUGUCUUGGCAACGUUAGCACCCAUCUAUCCUAAUCAAGAUCAUCCAAUGGAAAAGAAACUCAUGGGUCUAGUGCAGCGGACUUGCAAAUUGGCAGCAGCGAUCAAGGGCCAAGAUGUCGAUAUUCAUCCAAUGAUCCUUCAAGAAUCCAAAUCUGUCUUUGAUCCUCAUCUCAUGAAGGCCGUCAACAAAGGCAAUCCGGAUGGAACUAUCUAUUUGGUCAUUACUCCUCCUUUUAUUGCAGAACAAGAUGCUUCUUCUACUGUUGUUGUUGAUGAUGAUGAUGAUCAACAUCAUCAUGGAUUUCUAGUUCAGGGAAAAGUUUUAUGCUUAUAGAUUAGUUGUUACCACGCAUAUUGAAU